Messenger RNA from Siniperca chuatsi (mandarin fish), 2107 nucleotides. RefSeq lists its product as uncharacterized. The record is from RefSeq and is a predicted model, not a curated record. The transcript has 3 exons. Lineage: Eukaryota; Metazoa; Chordata; Actinopteri; Centrarchiformes; Sinipercidae. The coding region runs from base 241 to 1323 and encodes 360 amino acids.
GGCGUUGCAGCUUGUCUCUAAAGGCAUUCACCGCUUCUACGCCUCUGUUUGGGAAAACUCUGUCGACCAGAAAGAAAAAGCACGAUAAGUAGCAGCAGUUCUUUGUGAAUGGUGCUUUGUGAUAUAGGGAUAGUGAUCCAAACCCAUUUAAAAUGCUAAAGGGAUUCAGAUUGCUUUGGUUAUUUUGGUAUAUUCUAUUAAAUCUAGAUAUCAGCAUGAAGUACAUGAGCUAACUACAUAAUGGCGACCUUAAAAGAAGUGGAUCACACAGCUGUGAAUGGAUCAGACAAGGAGCUUCCAACACAGAAGGACGCAGUUGGGGAGCAGCCUUACAAGACACCAGAAAGGAGACAUGUCGAUGCCCUUCUAGAUAUUAGUGAAGAGGACUUCUUGACAGAACUGGAGCCAUAUGAGUAUCAUUGUUACUCUGGUUGGGAAGAAGCUGUCCAGGGUUGGGCCAGAGUUGCUCCACUGAGCUGCAUACUUUUGACUCAGAAGAGAUACAGGAAACCAAGGCAUAAAGAGGCUGACAACCCGACCCCCUUGUCUGUUGACCCAACAAUCCCUAAUGCAGACAGCUCAGCCAGCAUUGCAGAGCAUAACUGUGAGUCUCAUGUGGGACAACAUAACAGCUUUAAGAAAACCAUGCUAUUACACCAACAUCCUGGAUCCUGGAGUAACACUGCUGUGGCAGCUCUGCAGAAAGAUGCCUCAGAAUGGCCUGUCGAAGAAAAGACAGAGGGGGAAGGGACACUCAGAGAUACUCCUUUGCAGCCUCACCAUCUCUCCUCAAAAUACUUUGUGUCGGAGAACAGACCCACUAAGCCUCAAAAACACAGCCAUAGGCCUAAUAGUACAGUGGUUCCCAUUAAAAACUUCACAUUUUUACCACCAAUUAAAUCACCACAUUGGAAUCCUCAGAAAGUCAGUGUCCAGCUCUGCAGUGACAAGAAAGCUCCAGAUGGAGAAACCAUAGAGGAAAACUGUUUCAUGUUUGAUAAGAUGAGCAGGACGAGAGGAACAAGAGUGGACCUUGUUGCUAACCCAGAGCUUCCCACUUACUCUGCAGCCCUUACCUCCAAAUACCGUUCAUAUCAGCAUAACCCCCACUUGUUCUCUGCUGUAAGUGUUUCUGUCCCCAAGAGGUAUCAAGUACCUAUGUCUUCCAAACCUGACACAGUGCAUCACACUAACUACUCAAUGUGCAAGCGCCUCACACAGGCCCUCCACUCCGGCAAUGCAGCAGGUGCACAAGCACAUAUGCACCCCAGCAAGACUGUGUGUGCUGUCAAGCUGUACGAGGGCUGUGAAAUAAAUGUUUAACAUGACUGAUGAUGACAUUUAAGUAUGAAAUCAUUUUAAUCUCUCAGGUUCAACCAAGUAAAAACAACCUGUUUUGUCUUAUUUUGUAUUACUGCAUUAUACAACAGUUCCAUCAAAACAGUUAGUUGGAAGAAUGAUUUCAAUGUAUGAGACAUGUUCAUAAAAGUAACUCAUUGCAGAGGUAAUUCAUUUGGUUUAGUGUUCCGUCAGUUCAGCCUGGCAUAACAUUUCAGACCAUACUAACCAUAACAGUAACAGUGUGAAAAGAAUAUUGAAAUGUUAAGCUCUAUAUGUCAUUUGGGCCUUUAUUUCAUUCUGACCAGUUCCCACAAGUGCUAUUUUCAGCUGUUCUAGUUACCUAGCAACGGUGCAACUACCUCAUAGGAAGCAGUGUGCCAGCCUCCCACUUUCUACUAUUUAAACUUAAACCACAAGCUACAGCUCAGUCAAAACUUCAGUGUUGCACUGUAGCCUGCAACUAUACAUGAUGAUGAAAUAAACCGUUGCCAAAGUACUGCAUGUGCUCUGUCAAAUUUAAUUGUACACAACUUUAGUUUUAUAUCAGUCAGGAGGUGAUUCUGGGUGAUUGUGGAUGGGUUCUGUGUUAUGCAAUGUACAAGGGUUAUCAGUGCAGCAUUAUGUUGAGAUCCCUAAACAUACUGUGCGUCAUGUUGGUCUGCAAAGGCCAGCCAAUUAGUGCAACAUUAUUCACAACAGAGAUGAUCUUUUUUCUUUGCCUCUUUGUCAUUUAUCUGCCUUGUAAAAUAAAAAAUAAUCCACUUAA